Aspergillus aculeatus ATCC 16872 is the source of this 1280-nucleotide messenger RNA. RefSeq names its product mitochondrial 37S ribosomal protein uS15m. Gene Ontology annotation, molecular function: structural constituent of ribosome. NCBI's taxonomy places the organism in Eukaryota, Fungi, Ascomycota, Eurotiomycetes, Eurotiales, Aspergillaceae. The transcript has 2 exons. Gene Ontology annotation, biological process: translation. The record is from RefSeq and is a predicted model, not a curated record. Gene Ontology annotation, cellular component: ribosome. Bases 87 to 986 code for a protein of 299 amino acids.
UGUGCUGGUUGACGGGCCUUAGAUGCGAAGAAGCUCCGGUUUGUUCUACGACCAUUGCCAGUGCUCGCCGUCUCAGGCUUCCAACCAUGUCUCCUCGCUUGCUUCUUCAGUCCUCCCUCAGGGCUUUCACUGGCUCUUCCUCCAUUCAGAGUCCGCUCGCCGCCCUAUCCCUCACCCCUUCCAAGACCACAAUCAGAGCCGGUUCUGCAGAGGCAAGAGAACGUCGCAGACAUGACCCAUUCUUGACCGCUCAGUCGCGCCAGCGCAAGGCAGCCAACCUCUCUCGCCGACAAGCUCUCGCCCAGGAACGUGAACAAGCUUUGGGAGACCCCGUCAAAAGCGCACCUACCCCCUUCAUCCAAGAAUUGCAGGAGACCCAGACGCGCUCCGAGAAUGCCCCCCCCAACUUCUUCGUGAAACCGGCCGAACUACAGAGUGCUCUCGACCAUUCGAAGGAUUUGACUUCUCCUCUCGUGAACCCGGACCGCGAUACCGCCGACCCUCAGCUUGAGAUGGAGCAAGCUGAGCAACACAAUAAGCAGCACCAGAAUGCAUUGGAAGCCAUGAAUCGUAUCUUGAAACUUGAUAACGGAAACAAUCAAGAUCGCAUGCGCCUUAACAUCCAGAAAUGUAUCGAGACCUUUGGUCGGCACAACACGGACCAGACAUUGCCCCCCAAACCAGCUAGCGUGUCCCUCGACUCUGCAACUGCUCCUCCCGAAAAGCUUCCCCGGAUCGGGGCUGAUACUGGCUCCCCAGAAGUGCAGGUGGCUAUCUUGACCGCCAAGAUCAUCAAUCUGUCCAGACAUCUUGAGACGACCAACAAGGACAAGCACAACAAACGCAACCUGCGUCUCCUCGUGCACAAGCGGCAGAAGCUUCUCCGCUAUCUGCGACGAAAGGAGCGUGGAGGUCCCAGAUGGCAGAACCUGGUUCAGACUCUCGGCCUCUCCGACGCUGCUUGGCAGGGUGAGAUCAGCAUGUAAUCGGGACUCUGCCGGCGUUUGUAUUCUAUAAUUUCUUUUGACCAUCCUCUUCCCAACCUAUCCCUUUGGCGUAUAUCAACCUCAUGAUUUUGUCUCUGAAACCGUUCCUCUCUCACACCAACCUGGCGAUUAUGGCAGGGAGCCGGCGAAACUGUUUUCAUCUAGUGCCACCUCACUCCAGCGAUUUCUGGUCGUUCCAAGAUCAUCGCUGUGUACUGUACAAAUAUUGCUAUCGUUUUCCACGACUUAGAAUUAACUUGCAUGGAAUGCGACUUCUCAUUGCCUCUGCUCUCU